AUGCCCCGUCCAAAGCGCACGAAAGUCGCGCCUUCUGCGCCAGCCCCGCGCGUCAAGAAAACCACGAAGGCCGCUUCUCCAGCUUUGGCUGUUCAAAAAGAGCCUUUCAAUGAUCUAUACGAUGUUAGUGAUGCUGAGCAAGAGGUCGUUACGAGCGCACGACGUGUGAAGAAGGAUAAUGGCAAGGGGAAGGAAGUGGCUGCGUCUACACCGCGAAGAUCCAGAGCUGGACAGAAUUCUCGUGAGUCCGAGAGCAGAGAAACCGAAACUUUGGGCAAUAGGCUAGGAACAGGUCGCAAAUCGUCAAAGGACCAAACGGAAGAAUCGCUUCUUCCGGAAAUCGACCUCGAGUCCAGCAGUCCUGCGGUAGAGGUGGGUAGGAGAGAGCGCACUACAUCAGCGAUUCAAGACAGUUCCGCGCUUGCGAUUGGGAAUUUCAAAAGACGCACGCGUCAGCGCAGCAUUCUCGGCCGUGGCCCUGGACGAGUAAGGUCCAGCAGUGUGGAGUCAAAUCUGGCAGAGAAUAAUGGACUCACGAGCGCGGGAAGGAAUAACAGGUCCGCGUUGAGCAAUUCCAAGAGGCGGCCUAGAGAACGUAGCAUGAUGGGACGAGAUCCUGCACCCGUUGCUCCAAGCAGCAUGGCUCUUGAGAUGGAGAGAGGGACUCCAGCGCAAGUUGGUUCAGCAAUGAAGAUUGGUGCGUUCAAGCGCAGGGAGAGGGAACCUAGCAUACUACGGACUGCUCAAAAGCCACAGCCACAACAGUACCUGCAGUUCGAUAACGAUGACGAUGACGAGUUCAACCCCGAGGACGAGUCAACGCCACUGAUCCUUUCGAAGACAAGGAAUAUGACAAGCUCCUCAGGUCCGUCGUCGUCCAUCUCGAGGAAACGAAAGCUGUCGGCAGUUCAAGCACCUCGAUCAAGUCCACCUCAAGCUUUUCUUGAGGAAAUUGAGGCAGAGGAGACCAUUCCGGCGACUUAUCCUUCUAGCGACGAGGAGGCCGGAGAGGAAGCCAGAGAGGAAGCCGAGCUUUCCCCCGGAUUACCGAUGCCUUCAAUUGAAGCACGGAACGACACCCCAGAACCUAUGAGCGAAACCAUGGCACCUCCCCAAAGUAGCAGCUCAGUUCUCUCCAGCCCCUCCCUCGUACCUCAAUCACGACGAGCACCACCUAGAGGUCGGCUUCAUGCAGCUGUAGCCUCAACACGGAAACCAAAGCGUCCAGCCCCUCCACCCAGCACAUUAUCUACGGCCCAGCUCCAAGCUCUGCUACCACGCAGACGCACCAGACACGCUACUCGUGGUCCCUUUGAUAUACCCAGCUCGGAAGACGAAGUCGACGUCUCUCGGCUAGCAUCCGACGACGACGAACUCUCACACCUCAAUGUCCAAGCUCGCGCCCGAAGACAAGCCAGCGCUCGAGUACGGACCCCCGCCCCCGUCAAGAAAGCAGCCAAGAUCCACAAACCCACUCCCAAGUCCAAGUCCAAAGUCCCCGUGAAGCGCACGUAUGGAGCAGCGAAAGCCAGUGCCACGUCCGAUAAAGAGAACGACGCCGAGGAAGGAGAAGUUGAAGAAGCCGAGGUCGAUCCCGACGACAGCCUCGCGCCGAUGCCCGACGAUGAUGCGAGCCCGGAGGACAGCCAGGAGCUGGAGAAGCGGGUCGGCAGGGAGCUGAAGAGGGCGGCGAGGAAGUUCCAGGAGGUCGAUCGCUGGGAGCUGGAGUUUGAGGAGAUUACGGCUAGUAGUUCCUCGCCUACGGAUGCGCGGUGA
This is a messenger RNA of Drepanopeziza brunnea f. sp. 'multigermtubi' MB_m1, 1776 nucleotides long. The record is from RefSeq and is a predicted model, not a curated record. Lineage: Eukaryota; Fungi; Ascomycota; Leotiomycetes; Helotiales; Drepanopezizaceae.